GUCAAAGUGUAGUGCUUAUUUGUGAUUUAAAAUAUUUUACAGUAAUUCAAGUAUAAAGAUAAGGAGGAGGGAAAUGUUUAGAGUUAUGUUAUAAUAAUGACAAUAUCAAUGAAGGAACAAGAUCAGAUGCCCGGGGAGAUGGGGUUCCCCGAGGCUAAACUCAAAGCAUUAGAAGAGAAAAUUUCCCAUCCCCGAUGGGUGGUACCUGUUUUGCCUGAACAGGAGUUAGAAGCUCUUUUAGUAGCAUCUACUGAACUAGCUGCAAAAGGUGAAGAUAUAAAUAAUCCAGCCUGUCAAAGGUUUUAUAGUGAUGCUUUGACGGUGUCAUUUACAAAGAUUUUAACUGACGAUGCAGUCUCAUCUUGGAAGAAUAACAUUCAACAAUGUGUGCGAUCAAACUGUGAAAAGCUGGUUAAAUUAUGUGCCAUGAAAUUGGAUGAUUCUAGAUUUUUACAUUUGCUACACAUAGCUUUCAAUCCAAACAACAAAUUUCAUACUUUUAAUGCAUCAAGAUCAUCUGAAGGUUUAUCGGCACCAAAUGUUUCUACAACUGCAGGACAAGGUUCAACACAGGAGUCUGAAGUGUUUGCAAAAUCACAAGAUCAUCGGACACCAAGAGGAUGGCUGGUCCAUCUUAUUAAUGUAUUUGGCCAAGCAGGAGGUUUUGUUAAGUUAAGGGAAAGAUUCGAAUCUAUUAUGGGCUUUAAAAAAUCUGAAUUGACAUCAUCGGUUAUAAGUGAAGAAAAAGUAUUGAGUGAAAUAAUGGAAAAAGAAAAUGAAGAAACUAAGUUAAAUGUAACUGAAAAUAUCAUUCCUGUAACAGAAAACAUGGAGAAUUCAAUUACAAGAAAUGAACAACCAUCCUCUCUAGAACAAUCUACAAGUGGUGAUACACGAGUAGCUGCUGUAUGGCAAUUAAUACGCCCUUUUGGUGUUUGCCAUGAUCUCCUCACUCCAAACACUGUCACUAUAUACCUCUUACCUGUUUUGGAAUGUAUUCCAACUCUCCUCGAAAGUCUUACAGAUGAAGAAUUAAAGAGAGAAGCUCGUGGCAGUGAAAACAAAACUGACACAGUGUCUUGUUUGAUUCGAGCUUGCAAAUCUGUAUCUGUUAAGACUCCUCAACAUCACAGUCUCUUGAAAUCUUUAGAGAUGUUUCGGUUGAAGAUGAUUUUACGAUUAUUACAAAUGUCUUCAUUUAAUGGGAAAAUGUCAGCUUUAAACGAAAUAAAUCAACUGAUAAGUACAAUUUCACAACAACCUAAGCCCGAGUGGCUUACACCUGCAGUAAUUACGAACUGGAUUCGUGAGAAUAAAGUUGUAGAUAUAGUGUUACGCGAUUCUCUUCACCAACCUCAGUAUGUGGAUCGACUGGAAAAAAUGCUUAGGUUCAUGAUCAAAGAAAACUCCCUUACAAGGGACGACUUAGAUGCAAUAUGGAGGGCACAGCAAGGUAAACACGAGGCGAUAGUCAAAAAUCUCCACGACCUUCUUGCUAAACUCGCUUGGGACUUUACACCGGACCAGCUGGACCAUUUAUUUGACUGUUUUAAGGCAAGUUGGGCAACAUCGAGUAAGAAACAGAGUGACAAAUUACUAGAAGUUAUACGAAGACUCGCCGAAGACGAUAAAGACGGUGUAAUGGCGAAUAAAGUACUUGUACUAUUCUGGAAUUUAGCACACUCCGAUGAAGUAUGCACGGAAAUCAUGGACGUAGCACUGGCAAAUCUUAUUAAAAUACUCGACUACAGCUGCAGUCAGGACCGCGAUGCUCAGAAAACUUUGUGGCUAGAUAAAUGCGUGGAGGAGCUGAAGAGCAACGACAAGUGGGUGCUGCCGGCGCUGAAGAUGAUGCGCGAGAUCUGCUGCCUGUACGAGGCGGGCGGCGGCUCGGGCGUGCGGCCGCACGUGACGCGCCAGGAGCUCAUCGACCGCCUGCAGACGCAGCACUCGCUCGUCAUCCUCGUCACCGACUCGCUCACCCACUACAUGGACGCCGUGCGGACCAAGUUGGCAGAGGAGAGUGAAAUAGAUUGGGAGAAUUGGCUUCCCGACGGAAGAUAUCCACAUGCGGCGCAAGUUCAUGAAAGAUUAAGUUUUCUUCGCUUUCUUCUUAAGGAUGGGCAACUGUGGCUCUGUGCUGAGCAAGCGAAACAAAUUUGGAUAUGUCUAGCCGAAAGACCGGCUCACUUAGGGGAUCGUGAGGCUUGCUUUCGCUGGUUUAGUAAGCUGAUGGGAGAGGAACCCGAUUUAGAUCCGAAUAUUAAUUUGCAUUUUUUUCGUCGGAAUAUUAUGACACUGCCGCCUAAUUUAUUAACUCACUCCGGAAUAAAAUGCUUUGAGAGGUUUUUUAAAGCCGUUAAUUCCAAAGAAGGUAAACUUAAAGUUAAACGACGUAGUUUUUUAUUAAACGAUGCCGAUCUCAUAGGAUUAGAUUAUUUAUGGAGGGUGAUAACCGAGUGUGACGACGAGAUCUCAGUGCGCGGCACGGAGCUGCUGCGCGAGGUGUGCACGUGCACGGGCCCGCAGCUGUCGCCCGCGCACCACCACGAGGCCUUCCUCACGCACUGCUGCGCGCGCACGCAGCGUCUGCAGAAGGACAUGGACCUGGGCGAUACUGCUGAAUGUUGUACAAGGAUGUGUAGAGUAAUUCGUGCCAUACAGGAAUAUAUUAAUGAAUGUGAUAGAAGAUUCACUGCAGAGCGACAAAUUCUUCCGAUUUAUAGAUCGGGUAGAGGCAGGCAAUGUACUAUAAUAGUAAGAUUUAACUUUCAAACGGGCCAAAGACAAAUUGAAGAUAUAGAACUGUUUUCACACUCAAAUGAAACAUUACAUUCAUUACGAUCUGCAGUUCAGAGAAGGUUAAAAUGUGCGUCUGAUAGUAAUAUUAAAUUAGAAAUGUACAUAAAUAAGUUAGAGUUGUAUGUAAAUGGUGAGCUUUUGGACACAAGCUUUGACCGUAAAAUACUCUCACAAAUACCUCUUAGGGACAAAACAGUAAUUGUUGCUAAGGUAUAUGAUGGGCAAGUGUGUGGAAGUGGUGGUUGUGGAUCUUCAAAUGAAUCCAGUAGCGAUUCGAGUACGUCAUCGCCGCCGUUACCCCCUACUCCGGAACACGCGUUACCGGGAGUCCUUUUUGCACAAGGCUCGUGGUACCUUCCAUUCAUAUUGGAUUUGGAACAUAUUGGUAUUACAAAAGGGCAUGCUCAGUUAACUGAAGCAGCCCAUCUUUUGUCACAAAUCUGUCCUAGUCAUAAACAAACAGUGGAAAAAUUAACAGAAGCGCUUCUUAGCCGAGAUGAUACCAAGUUAAGAGAUAUGCUGUAUGGACCAGCCCCACCUACUGUUGCUUAUAAUGUAGAGGUACUAUACAGCAUGGUGAUGCCGUCAUCGGAUACAAGAUUAGAACGUAACCGUAGUUUUCAGUUAGCGUGUGUUAAGAAGGCUCCACUUUUAGUGCAAUGCUUAUCCGAUAGCGAGUUUCUAAAAGAUGCGGCUCCGCACACUAGAAGAGUCGGUUAUUUGGCUUUGGUACGACUAUCCAAAUUGGCUCUGUAUACUUUAGGACAUCUUUUCGAAAUACUCGCACCAGAUGGCUCUGACACCUCUGUAGAUAAAGAGUUUCGAAUGGAUGUGACAAUAUUGAGGGAGGCAUUGCAAACGGUACCUAACCAUAAUUGUGAGCUUAUUGUUAAGGCCAUAGCUGAAAAAUUGGCGAAUACUUUAGGUGAACAGAUGGUGACCAGCAGCGAGGACAGCGACUCAGUGUCGUCGUUGGUGUGGUGGCGCGUGCCUACCACCGCCACCGUGCGCGCGCUCUACUCGCUCGCACACUCCGUGGCGCAGCCCGCCGACCACAACGGUCUCGUGCACUCGGAUGACGUCAUAUUGGUGCGCGAAUGCAUGGAAGUCGUCACCAUAUGCAUGGCAUUAGGUGGUGGACAUCUGGAAUCUCUUCUACAUGAAUCCUGGUGGCAAGAAACGGCGCUGUACUUAAUGAUCGAUUGCCCCAACCCACAGGUGCGCGUGUCGUGCGCGGAGCAGCUGCUGGCCAUGUGCGCGUGGGGCGGCGGCGGCGGCGCGCGCGGGGCGCUGGCGGCGCUGGGAGGCGCGGGCGGCGCGGCGGCCACGCCCCGCCUCACGGCGCACGCGCGCCACGCGCAGCAGUUCCUGCAGUUGUUGUGCCGCCUCGUGUCGCUCGCUGGGCCCACUUCGCGCACCUUGGAGGACUUGACCGUCGAGGUUGAGUGGCUUCGAGCCGUACGCGCUAAUCCUGACAUCCUGGACGAUACUUUACUAGAAGGCCAUCUAAAUCUCACCAAAGAAUUAUUUACACAUGUCCCUGCCCAAGUAAAAUACCAGUAUGGCUCACAUCCGGACCAUAAAGACUCUGGCCUUAUAAAGGAAGUGACAACCGAAUUCCUGUGGCCAUAUUCUUGGGCGUGGUGCCACAUGGGAGCCGAAGGCGAUCAGAUAGGCGAACAGCCGGCUGAGCAGACGGGUCAGCAGACAGGCGAGCAGGCGGACGAGCCAGCGUGUGAAGAGGGCGUAGCGCCGCUGUGUCGCACGCCGGGCGCGGCCGCCGCCGCCACCGACCUGCUGCUGGCGCUCGUCGGCGCCUGCGUGCCCAACAUGGCCGCGCUCGCGGACCUCCUCGACCGGAUGUUCUAUAGCGAUAAGAGCAUGGGUCUCACCGAGUGGGAGUACAUGCCGUGCGUGGGUCCGCGGCCGGUGGCGGGAUUGGUGGGGCUGAAGAACGCGGGCGCCACCUGCUACAUGAACUCUGUGCUGCAGCAGCUAUACUGCGUACGCGCUGUGCGAGACGUGCUGCUGGCCGUUCAAGGUGCGGCGACCGACCCAAAUGAAGAUUUUUCAGGAGAAUCACAUCACCACAGCAUUUUGGAGAACAACAUAGAGAAUAAUAACGAUUAUAACAUCAAUAUAUUAAAACAAGUUCAGGCCAUAUUCGCGCAUUUGCAUUUUAGCAAACUCCAGUAUUACGUGCCAAGAGGACUGUGGGCACACUUUAGGCUUCAAGGAGAACCGGUUAAUUUACGUGAACAACAGGAUGCUGUCGAAUUUUUUAUGUCACUAGUAGAAUCUCUAGAUGAAGCACUAAAGUCCCUAGGUCAAGAACAACUAAUGGCUAAAACUAUGGGUGGCACAUAUUCGGAUCAAAAGAUCUGCAAAGGCUGUCCACACAGAUAUUGCAAGGAAGAACCAUUUAGCGUAGUCUCCCUAGAUAUUAGAAAUAUGUCGCGGUUGCAAGAAUCCUUAGAGGCAUAUGUUCGUGGUGAACUACUGGAAGGAGCUGAUGCUUAUUACUGUGAUAAAUGCAGCAAGAAGGUAGUAACAGUAAAGCGAUUAUGUCUUAACAAAUUGCCUCCGGUAUUAGUAAUACAGCUAAAAAGAUUCGAAUAUGAUUUCGAGAAAGUGUGUGCUAUAAAAUUUAACGACUACUUCGAAUUUCCCCGAGAAUUGGACGUCGAACCUUACACGGCGUGGGGCCUGGCGCGCGCGGAGGGCGACGCGUCGCUGUGGGAGGGCGCCGAGCACACGCCUGAGACGCACUACCAGCUCAGCGGCAUCGUCGUGCACUCGGGGCAGGCGUCCGGCGGCCACUACUACUCGUAUGUCUUGCUCAGAGAUAAUGGCAGUGAAACGGGUCGCUGGGUGAAGUUGGACGACGGCGACGUGUCCGAGUGCGCCAUGCAUGACGAUGACGAGAUGAAGGCGCAGUGUUUCGGUGGAGAAUAUAUGGGCGAGGUAUUUGAUUCUACUAUAAAGAGAGUAUCCUAUAAACGUCAGAAGAGAUGGUGGAAUGCAUACAUGCUCUUCUACACGAGGAAAGACACGAUUGAAACAACUGGUCUUGAAAACUCCAUGCAAAAUAUGACCCUCAAAGAAAGUGCCAUACCGAAGCCUAUCUGGAAUUCUGUUCGUCGUAGCAACAUUGCAUUUUCCCAUAAUCAAGAUCAAUUUAGCCUUGAACAUUUUAAUUUUAUGAAAAAACUGUGUUGUAUGCGACUACAAGUACUACCUGGUUCGCAAAGUGCUGUAUGGGGUCCAGAACAUGAAGAAAUGUCAAUGUUAGCUGUGCAAUUAGCUUCCAAGUUCCUAUUUCAAGUUGGUUUUCACACAAAGAAAACGUUGCGUGGUCCACCUUCGGAUUGGCAUGAUAUUCUUUGCCAUCACUUAAGAUGUUCUCAAGCGGUUAGAGCUUGGUUUGCAACGGAUCUAUUUAAGCAUCCUCAUAGGUUAUGUGAUUACUUACUUUCCUGUCCGAUUGCCGAAGUAAGAGUGGUGUUUACAAAAAUUAUUGUAUUCUUAGCUCAUUUCUCGGUCCAGGAUCCACCAGUGAGCAGCGGGUACGGGUCGUGGUGCUCGCGCGAGGAGGCGACGUCGCUGUCGGACCAGCUGCUGUGCAGCGCGCGCGCACUGGCCGCGCCGCCGCACGCGCACCACUCCGAUCACCGCCAUCUGCCACUGCUCUUCAAUCUUUUCCACGCCUAUGCGAUGCUCGGCCUUGGGGAGCGACACCAACUAUUGCGGCUUAAGAUUUUGGACAUCGUGUUGACAGUCUGUGUAGAAGAUACGACAUCCUCGCUUGGAAAGUAUCCAUAUCCAGAGUCGGCUAAAAUACAUCAGGUUGUGUGCGCUCUAGUGCGGUGUUGCGAUGUGAGUGCGCGAUGCCAGUCAGCCAGUGCCAGCGAGGGAGCGCUGCCGCUGCCCAACCCCUACGCAGACCCGCAACCCGCGCACGCGCACUCGUCGCGCCCUGUGCUCUCUGCCACUGCCGCUGAUGUUCUCUACAACCGAACUGGGUCUUAUAUGAAGAAAUUGACCGAGGAGUGUUGUGGCUGUGAAGAAGGAAUCAGACUACUGCAGUUUUUGUGCUGGGAGCAUGCGGGCUGGUCUCGUAUGGCGCUGGCAGAAUUACUGUGGCAAAUGGCUUACGCAUUUUGUUAUGAAUUACGCCGGCACGCCGACGCGCUGACAGCAUUACUGCUCAUGGAAGAUAGUUGGCAGCAUCACCGGAUACAUAAUGCUAUCAAGGGUGUUUCGGAAGAGCGCCCAGGGCUCCUUGAGACGGCGCUGCGUGCACGUAGUCACUACCAAAAACGUGCAUAUGCAUGUGUGAAGCUAGUGGUGGGAGUCAUGUGCCGCACGCCGCUGGCCGUGCGCGCCGUGCACGCGCAGCCCGACGCGCGCCGGCGCUGGCGACAACUGCUCGCCUGGCUGCAAGACGAGCUCGACCGCAAGUAUGGACCGGGAGGAUACGGCUCGUACGGAACGUGGUCCCCACCUAGCAUAUCGAACGAAACCUCAAGUGGAUAUUUCCUGGAACGCAGCAAUUCAGCCAGGAAAACGCUUGAAAAGGCGUAUCAGCUAUGCCCCGAAGAAGAAGAGGAGGAAGAGGAAUCGCGAGAGGCAGGCUCAGGCUCGGGCUCCGGCGACGCGGGUGAAGACAGCGGCGACGACGACGCGGCCGACGACGACGAUCCCGCGCCGCGCCGCCUGCAGCUGGCGCCGCCCGCGCCCCCCGCGCCGCCCGCACCGCCCGCGCCGCCCGCCCCUCCGCAGGGACUCUGAGCGCCUCUAGUCCUCUAUGUCGUUAUCGCCCCACGUUUCGUACGAGACGCCGCCGCCUAGACGUAGUUUUGUUCUGUGAUGUUAACGAUACGUGUAUGCUCGCUUCCGACGACGCUCGGGAUGUGCGGCUCCGUCGAUGCGUUGCUUACUUUUUAAUUGUUUAUGUAACAUAAUGUUCCGCUUUAAAAGUACCAUAGUAUUUAUUAUUUUUCUUUUUAAGACUUAAGAUUCUUUACUUAUUCGAUAGGGGAAUUUAUUUUCUAUCGACGCAAAGCAUAUUUAAUAUUUUAUUCUUGUAAGGAAACAUUAUAAGGUUCGAUCGACUCCGUUCCUCAUGAUCGUUGACGAUCUAUCAAGCGUGGAUGAAAGUGAAAUUAAAAAUAAAAUCAUGUUCGAUUAUUAUAAUUCACUAAAACUUACCGAGAUAGGCUGAUUACAGACCACCCAUAGUUUGUUUUGUAAUAACGACAACUAUAUUAAAAACACUCGAAAAUAAAUUUCAAAAUUACGUAAAAUAAAUUAAAAACAAAAAAAAAACUGAGAAUAAAUAAUAGCCAAAUCCGUUUAUGACUGAUAUAAUUUUAUAAUAAGCAGUUAAUAUUUAAGAUUCGUAUAUUAAUCAUAUGCAUUAAGCAUCAACAGUGAGCGACUCAUAAUAAAUCACUUAUAAAUACUUUCAUACAUUUUACUUAAUAUUUGUAGCGGCAGUAAAUAUAGUACUUUUAGCAUGUUAAAGAAUGUGUGUAAAGUAGACGAUUGAAAUAAGUUAUUAUUUAUUAGUUUAAUAUUACGUAGAAAAUAUUCCAAAAUUUAAACAAUUUUUCACUAGAUUUUACUAAAAUAGCAAGUAAUUUAAAAUCAAUACAUCUAACUUUACUAUAACUAUAACAAGCAAAUUUUUAAAAAAAUAUAAAUUCAUAUGAGACAAAAAUAUCUUUAAUAUUUACUUUGAAAUUGUUUUCGAGUGUUUGUCACAAUCGAAACGAGACAUACAGUCCAUUUCCUACAUCACAAGUUGUAGUUCAUUCAUGAAUAUACAGAAGUUAUGUUGCUUUAUUGACUCUUUUAGUUGUUUAGUUAUAAUAAAAUUUAGCUUAAAAAUAUUAUUUUAUAUAUGUAAAGUUAACUUAUAUUAAAAAAAUUAAAUAUCUUGUUUAGUUACAUUUGAUUGACUGCACAUUUCUGUGGUUGAGGCCAAGUUUUGGCCUAAUGAGCACUAUGCGUUACAACGUUUUUAUAACUUUAUUGCUAGCUUUAUAAUAGUAACAAAGCGUGUAGAGAGUGUAGAUAUUAUAGAGGUAUUAAACACUAGUCUAACAGGAAAAUGUUGCCACGUCGAUGUUCUGCUUUGUAUUAUAUGUUAUUUAUUUUAAUAUUCCAUAAAAGGUUGUAUAUUUUUUCCUUUCAUUUAGAUACUAAUUCGUGGCGUCGCUCAGGCUAUCAGGGAGAUGUGUGAAUUUUGUGUGAUACACUCGUCAUAGUACACUAAUCGUUUUAUACCAGUAUUUAACUAACAAAGGCUAAUGCAGAUUUUAAUGACACAUAAGCAUUUUAAAACAUUUUGUACAAUAUAGAAGAGUAAGUUCGUUGGUAUUCAAUUUAAUCCUGAAUAGUUAAAGAAUGCAUUAUAUAGUUACACGUUUUAGAGUACCAAGUUUUUGCCGUAUUACUACCGAACUAACAGCACAUGUAGUGAACUUAUUUAUCGAACACAAAUAAUAUUGGUCAUAGUGACCUUGUGCCUUACUUUUAUUUUCGUUGCUCAAUUGGUUUACACCUGAUAGUCUGUACCGUCUAUUGUCAGAUCUAAAGAUUAUCAAUAAAAUUAAAUAAAUAUUGCUUUUCAUAAAAAAAUUAACAUUCUUAAAUCAUAUUAUCGCGUAACAAACUUAAGGCUUGCAUGAGUGUGAUCAUGUUUCCAAAUUAUGCAAAGCUUGGUGCAGUGACCGUUGAUUGUUGUUAACUUUAUUACCAAAGAUGGAUUUAUAGAAUAAGGGUAAUUGGCGACCCUUUUUCUUCAUAGCUUAAUAAUUGAAAUGUUUUGUAUCUUUUAUAAAAUGCAAAAGUUAAUGA
Vanessa atalanta (red admiral) is the source of this 9666-nucleotide messenger RNA. RefSeq names its product probable ubiquitin carboxyl-terminal hydrolase FAF-X (gene faf). The record is from RefSeq and is a predicted model, not a curated record. Gene Ontology annotation, cellular component: nucleus; cytosol. NCBI's taxonomy places the organism in Eukaryota, Metazoa, Arthropoda, Insecta, Lepidoptera, Nymphalidae. Gene Ontology annotation, biological process: cell migration; protein deubiquitination. The transcript is spliced from 50 exons. Gene Ontology annotation, molecular function: cysteine-type endopeptidase activity; cysteine-type deubiquitinase activity. The coding region runs from base 97 to 7593 and encodes 2498 amino acids.